Molecule: messenger RNA, 1031 nt
Organism: Jatropha curcas
Lineage: Eukaryota; Viridiplantae; Streptophyta; Magnoliopsida; Malpighiales; Euphorbiaceae
Gene: VPS37-1
Product: Modifier of rudimentary (Mod(r)) protein
Biological process (GO): protein targeting to vacuole; ubiquitin-dependent protein catabolic process via the multivesicular body sorting pathway; protein targeting to membrane
Cellular component (GO): ESCRT I complex
Source: RefSeq, a predicted model, not a curated record
GUGCUCUCGUAGAGAAACUGUCAAGAAACCAUCUUUCGUCAAAGCAGAUGCAAUUUCCUCUGCACUUGAUUAACAAAGAAAUAACACACAGCUCCUAUCGUUUUCCUUUUUGGUACUAUACGGAUUCAAAAUUUUCUAUUUUAAUAGGUUGAUCGAACGAUCGAAAACUCCUUUUUCGAGCUAUGUUCAAAUUCUGGAGUUCUCAAGAGGAACAAGCUCAGCCUCGUCCGGGAGAAGCUCCUACACAAUCUUGGUAUCCUCCAUCUGUAGUGAGUUCGCCUAAUUCCUCUCCACCUGUAACACCAAGUACUGGCUCUUCUAGUAAUUAUGGCUUACAACAAGCACAAUCUCCUUCACAUGUAUCGCCUGCUGAAGCGGCUGGUGUUAUUGCUCUUUUGAAGAAUAAAAGCGUUGAUGAGCUACGAAAGCUAUUAUCAGACAAGGAUGCAUACCAUCAAUUUUUGCACUCACUUGAUCAGGUUAAAAUUCAAAACAAUAUAAGAUAUGAGCUCCGCAAAGAAACUCUACAGCUGGCCAGAGAGAACUUGGAGAAGGAGCCACGCAUAAUGGAGUUAAGAAACCAGUGCAGAAUAAUACGGACAACUGAGUUAGCUGCUGCACAGGAGAAAUUAAAUGAAUUGGAAAAACAAAAAGAAGAGGUACUGAGGUCCUGCUCUCCUCAGUCCCUUCUCCAAAAGCUUCAAGAAGCAAUGAAUAAGACAGACGAGGAAUCUGAAGCCCUGCACAGACAGCUUCUUGAUAGGGAGAUAGAACUUGCAGCUUUUGUCCAGAAGUACAAAAAACUCCGGACAACUUAUCACAGACGAUCGCUUAUCCAUCUUGCAGCAAAAACAUCGUCAAUUGGAUGACUAGUUUUUUGAAAUGCAAAUACUGAGAAAAGAUGAUAUUCACUUCUGUAUUAAUAUUCUUAUGAGACUGAGCUUUUCGCAUGUUUGUAUAUCAUAUGAGUGGUUUUUUUGUUUCGUUAUGGUUUUGUUCUCUGAAGUUCUUAAUAAACGACUUCAACUGCA